AUGACUACGUUACCAACAGGAAAGAAGUUCCCUCUGUCAGCUAGCGCUGAUUCUUAUUAUAUGCCAGGAGUUGCCAAAGGAUUAUUGGCUUAUACUAGAUCAGAACUGGGAUAUAACAACGCUACACCCUCAGAUCCAUUUGGAAAGCCACCGCCAGGAUAUGUUCCAGGGAAGGGAAGAGGAGCAACGAGUUUCGCAGGAGGUGUAUCAAGAGAUGAUACACAUGAUGACAGUGAUUUGAAUGAUCUGGGAGGACCAUACCAAGUCCAUUGUGAGAAUGAACAGCUUUUCAAGGACGCAGAAUACGAUGAUGAUGAUAGGGAGGCAGAUUUAGUUUACGAAGCAAUUGACGCCAAAAUGGAUGAAAGACGUAAAUCAAGAAGAGAACAGAGUUUAAAAUCUGAAAUCACAAAACUUCGUAGUGAAAAGCCAACAAUUCAUGAACAAUUGGCUCAAUACAAGCGUAAUCUAUCAACUUUAACAAAAGAGGAUUGGGAAUCAAUUCCCUAUAUCGGAGACUAUUCACUUAAAAGAAAACAACAGAAGAAACAGCAAACUUAUGUGCCAGCUCCAGACAGCUUAAUUUACUCCUCGAGAGCAAGUAUGCAGCAUACUUCAUCUAUUGGAACUGAGACUCCAUUGGGCUUUUCAACGCCGUUGGGCAUAAUGGGAGCUAAAACUCCUCUUGGAAUACAAACUCCAGGCGGAUUUACAACUCCAUCAGGGAGAACUUCAUCACUGAAUCUUCUGGGAGAAGCCAGAGGAGAAGUCUUAUCCUCAACACUUGAUAAGGUUACAGAUAACUUAUCUGGCCAAACAGUGGUUGACCCAAAAGGGUAUUUAACUGACCUAAAUUCCAUGAAAACUGAGUUUGAAGAAGCGGAUGUCCAAAAGGCCAGAACACUGCUGAAAUCGCUCAUUAAUACUAAUCAGAAACAUGCCCAAGGCUGGAUCGCAGCAGCAAGGAUGGAGGAACUGGCAGGUAAAAUUGAAGCUGCAAGGGAAUUAAUCGCCCAGGGAUGUGAAAAUUGCCCUGAUAAAGAAGACGUUUGGUUAGAAGCGGCACGUUUAGAAAAACCUGAAUACGCCAAAUCAAUACUGGCAAAAGCUAUUAAAAUCAUUCCAACCUCAGUCAAAUUAUGGCUUGAAGCCGCAGAUAAAGAGACUUCAAAUGAUAAUAGGAAGAGAGUAUUGAGAAAGGCACUAGAGUUUAUUCCAAACUCAAUAAGGCUAUGGAAAGAAGCAAUUUCACUAGAGAAUGAAACAAAUGCAUAUAUUCUGUUGAAAAGAGCAGUAGAAUGUGUGCCUGAGUCACUUGAUAUGUGGCUUGCACUAGCUAGACUGUGCCCAUACGAGGAGGCACAAAAGGUGUUAAACGAAGCUAGAAAGAAACUCCCAACUAACGUAGAUAUCUGGAUAACAGCAGCUAAAUUGGAAGAAUCGAACAAGAAUUAUGAAAUGGUUGACAGAAUUAUAGUAAGAGCAAUUGAUAAUUUAUCAAAAAAAGGAGUUGUUCAUAUUAGAAGUAAUUGGUUAAAACAAGCUGAAACUGCAGAAGCAAAUUCAUUUAUUAAAACAGCGCAAUCGAUAAUAAAGAACACUAUGACGAUUGGAGUGGAUGAUAAUAACAGGAAGUCAACUUGGUUGGAGGAUGGUGAAACAUUUGUGGAACACGGGUCAUAUGAAUGUGCAAGAACACUUUAUAAGACUGCUCUUGAACACAUGAAAACAAGAACUUCACUUUGGUUGGCACUCGUGGAAUUGGAAUCGAAACAUGGAACACCUGAUCAAGUAGAAGAGCAUCUUAAAUCGGCUGUGACGUAUUGUCCAAACUCAGAAAUACUAUGGCUAAUGUAUGCAAAGCAUAAAUGGGUGGGAGGCGAUGUAGAAUCUUCUAGAGCUAUUUUAUCAAAGGCGUUAACGAUGAAUGAGAAUAAUGAAGCCAUUUCAUUAGCAGCCGUGAAAUUAGAUAGAGAAACGCAUGAAUACGACAGGGCUAGGAAAUUACUAGAAAAAGCUAGAACACGCUGUAAUACACCAAAGGUUUGGAUGAAGAGUGUACAGUUGGAAAGACAGCUUAAGAAUUAUGAAAAGGCACUUGAAUUGGUUGAAAAAGCGCUUGAAAUACAUCCAUACUUCGAUAAGUUAUGGAUGAUUUCAGGACAAUUAAAGCUAGAAAAACAACCGAAAGACAUUGAAGGAGCAACACUAACAUAUAAACAAGGAGUUGAAACAUGUCCCUGGAGUGUUAAUUUAUGGCUUUUGUCAAUUGAGCUGCAAAUUGAAUUAAAGGAGUUUACAAAGGCGAGAGCGUUGGUGGAAACUGCAAAGAACAAAAUCAGAACAAUUGUAGGCUCAAGUAUUAAGAAAAACACAGACAUCACAAAGGUUCAAACGAAAGUGCUCACAAAUGCAGAACUUGCAAGAAUGGCAAGACUUUCUAUGGAGUCAGACGACCCUGGGUCUGUAAAGGAAAUGAUUGAAAAAAUCACUUCACAAUGUGAUUUGAUAUGGUUAAAGGGAGUUGAAAUUGAACUCGAGACUGGAGUUCGUGAAAACGCCCACUUUGCUAUGUCGAAAGCACUUCAAGAACUUCCAGAUUCCGGUCUUCUCUGGGCACAUUCAAUAUUUCUCGAAGAACCCAAUGCACAGAAAACUAAAGCUGCAGAGGCGUUGAAGAGGAACCAGAAUUCUCCACAUAUAGUUUUGGCGGCUGCCAAGAUAUUCUGGAAUUGUAAGAUGAUAGACAAGGCCAGGAGGUGGUUCCAGACCUGCAUCACUUUGGAUGACUCAAAUGGUGUUUCUUGGGGAACAUUUAUAGCAUUUGAACUGGACUGUGGAACCGAGGAGUCAAUGAAGCAGGCGAUAAAUAAGUUUAUAGAGGCAGAGCCUAACAGAGGAUACGAGUGGUGUAGAGUUACCAAAAAGGUUGAAAAUUGGAACCUUUCACUACCACAAAAGCUAUACAAGUUUAUCGAGCAGCAUUACCCAGAAGUUCUCACAGAUAAAGUGCCUGAAGAUGUCUUAAAUGUACUUAAUCCACCACAAGUAAAGAAGGAAUCAGAUUAA
Theileria annulata is the source of this 3069-nucleotide messenger RNA. Its product is annotated as pre-mRNA splicing factor (U5 snRNP-associated), putative. The coding region runs from base 1 to 3069 and encodes 1022 amino acids. The transcript is spliced from 14 exons. Gene Ontology annotation, cellular component: U4/U6 x U5 tri-snRNP complex; catalytic step 2 spliceosome. Gene Ontology annotation, molecular function: protein binding. NCBI's taxonomy places the organism in Eukaryota, Apicomplexa, Aconoidasida, Piroplasmida, Theileriidae. The record is from RefSeq and is a predicted model, not a curated record. Gene Ontology annotation, biological process: mRNA splicing, via spliceosome; spliceosomal tri-snRNP complex assembly.